UAGAAGAGACGCAAUCAUGGCGGAUGCUGCGGCUCGUCAAUUGCAAUACGAAUAUAAAGCGAAUUCUAAUCUCGUUUUACAAGCUGACGUACGGUUAAUAGAAAGACGUAGCCGAGAUGAAGCCACCGGCGAAGUUAUGUCCCUUGUGGGCAAAUUGGAUGGCACUCGCAUGGGUGACAGAGCCCAACGUACCAAACCGGGCAAAGCAGAAGAGAGAAAAGUCAAACGUCAAAAACGCGAUGAAGCGCAGUAUGACUUUGCACGUAUGAAAGGAGCAACAUUGUUGUCCGAAGGUGUAGACGAAAUGGUUGGUAUUGUAUAUCGUCCAAAAACACAAGAAACACGUCAAACUUAUGAGGUAUUGCUCAGUUUCAUACAAGAGGCUUUAGGCGAUCAACCUCGCGAUAUUCUUUGUGGUGCGGCCGACGAAGUGCUAGCAGUAUUAAAAAAUGAUCGACUUAAGGAGAAAGAAAAGAAGAAGGAGACGGAACUUUUACUUGGUUUGUUAGCAGAGGAGAGAUUUGCGCUACUUGUAAAUCUGGGGAAAAAAAUCACAGAUUUUGGUAGCGACGAAAAAAGUACAACAAAUGAUGAAAACAUUGAUGAAACGUACGGAAUUAAUGUACAGUUUGAAGAAAGCAGUGAAGAGGAUGAUGAAGAUGUAUAUGGAGAGGUUCGUGAAAAUGAUGAUGAAGGGGAUGAAGGUGAAGAAGCUAAUGAUGACAGAGCUAUUCAUGCAGAAAAUUUGGGUGGAACAGAAGAAAUGAAGAAAGAGAAACCAUUGCAUCCAUUAGACAUAGAUGCAUAUUGGUUGCAAAGAAGAUUAAGCAGGAUAUAUGAUGACGCUAUGGUUUCACAAGCUAGAGCCGCCGAAGUAUUAGCCGUUUUGAAAGACGCUGCAGAUGAUCGCGAAUGCGAGAAUCAACUUGUGCUUUUGUUGGGUUACGACUGCUUUGACUUUAUUAAACAGCUUAAAAAAUACAGGCACACAGUCGCGUACUGCACAAUGCUGGCUUCGUCGCAGUCGGAAUCGGAGAGACAGAAAAUCCGUAACAAGAUGAACGAUGAACCGGUGCUCGCAAAAAUCCUGCGACAAUUAGACACGGGUAAAGGCGAUGACGACGCCGAUGAGACGAUGGAAGCGAGAUCACAACGCAAGAGACGGGAAGAGAAUGAGGAUACGGGAGGACCUGGAGGACAGGUUCAGGGUACGAGAAACUUAAUAGACCUGGAAGACUUAAUAUUUGCUCAGGGAAGUCACUUCAUGGCGAACAAACGUUGCCAGCUGCCCGAUGGUUCUUUCCGAAAACAACGAAAAGGAUACGAAGAAGUCCACGUUCCAGCUCUGAAACCAAAGCCAUUUUCCGAUAGCGAGAAGCUACACCCGAUCGAGCAAUUGCCCAAGUAUGUACAACCUGCUUUUGAAGGCUUUAAGACGCUAAAUCGCAUACAGAGUCGCUUGUACCAGACGGCGUUGGAAAGUGAUGAGAAUCUACUGUUGUGCGCGCCAACGGGAGCGGGUAAAACCAACGUGGCCUUGCUGUGCAUGAUGAGGGAGAUCGGUAAGCACAUAAACGCAGAUGGCACGAUUAACGCGGACGAAUUCAAGGUGAUCUACGUCGCCCCGAUGCGUUCACUGGUGCAGGAAAUGGUCGGCAAUUUCCGCAAACGAUUAUCAACGUACAAUCUCACAGUUUCGGAAUUGACGGGCGAUCAUCAGUUGACGCGGGAGCAAAUCGCCGCCACUCAGGUAAUAGUGUGCACUCCGGAAAAGUGGGAUAUCAUAACGAGGAAAGGCGGCGAGAAGACCUUCACGUCGCUGGUGCGAUUAAUUAUCAUCGACGAGAUUCAUUUGUUGCACGACGAGAGAGGUCCUGUCCUGGAAGCGUUGGUCGCGAGAACAAUACGAAACAUCGAAACCACCCAGGAAGACGUGCGACUCGUCGGUCUGUCGGCCACAUUGCCGAAUUAUCAAGACGUCGCGGCGUUCUUGCGCAUCAAGCAGGAGACGGGAUUGUUCUAUUUCGACAACAGCUUCCGCCCGGUGGCGUUGGAACAGCAGUACAUCGGCGUUACCGAGAAGAAGGCGCUGAAACGCUUUCAGGUGAUGAACGAAAUCGUCUACGAGAAGACGAUGGAGCACGCCGGCAGGAAUCAGGUACUGAUAUUCGUGCACUCGCGCAAGGAAACCGGUAAGACGGCGCGCGCCAUUAGAGACAUGUGCCUGGAGAAAGACACUCUGGGCCAGUUCCUUAGGGAAGGUUCCGCGUCCAUGGAGGUCCUGCGGACGGAAGCGGAGCAGGUGAAAAAUCAAGAGCUCAAGGAUCUGCUGCCGUACGGCUUCGCGAUUCAUCACGCCGGCAUGACGCGAGUGGAUCGCACGCUGGUGGAGGAUCUCUUCGCCGACAGGCAUAUACAGGUGCUCGUAUCCACGGCGACUUUAGCUUGGGGCGUGAAUCUACCGGCCCACACAGUCAUCAUCAAGGGCACGCAGGUGUACAAUCCGGAGAAGGGCAGGUGGGUGGAGCUGGGCGCGCUAGACGUGCUGCAAAUGUUGGGACGAGCCGGUCGGCCGCAGUACGACACCAAGGGCGAGGGCAUCCUUAUCACGAAUCACAGCGAGCUGCAGUACUACCUGUCGCUUCUGAAUCAACAGCUGCCCAUCGAGUCGCAAUUGAUCAGCAAGAUGUCGGACAUGUUGAACGCGGAGGUUGUGCUCGGCACGAUACAAAAUAUCAGAGACGCGGUCACCUGGCUCGGCUAUACUUAUCUUUACAUCAGAAUGCUCCGUUGCCCGAAUCUGUACGGGAUCAGUCACGACAAAUUGAAGCAGGACCCGUUGCUGGAGCUGCACAGGGCCGACCUGAUACACUCGGCCGCCGUCGGACUGGAUCGCAGCGGCCUGAUCAAGUACGAUCGCAAGUCCGGCAACUUCCAGGCGACCGAGCUGGGCAGAAUAGCGUCGCACUAUUAUUGCACCCACGAGACGAUGUCCACGUACAAUCAGCUGCUGAAACGCACGUUGAGCGAGAUCGAGCUGUUCCGCGUGUUCUCGCUGUCCGGCGAGUUCAAGAACAUCAACGUCCGAGAGGAGGAGAAGCUGGAGCUGCAGAAGCUGAUGGAGAGGGUGCCGAUACCGGUGAAGGAGAGCAUCGAGGAGCCGAGCGCGAAGGUGAACGUGUUGCUGCAGGCGUACAUCUCGCAGUUGAAGCUCGAAGGAUUCGCCCUCAUGUCGGACAUGGUGUUCGUCACGCAAUCCGCCUCGCGUCUCAUGCGCGCCAUCUUCGAGAUAGUGCUGUUUCGCGGCUGGGCGCAAUUGGCGGACAAAUGCUUGUCUCUUUGCAAGAUGAUCGACCGCAGGAUGUGGCAGUCGAUGUCGCCGUUGCGGCAAUUCCGCAAAAUGCCGGAGGAGAUUGUGAAGAAGAUCGAGAAGAAGAACUUCCCGUGGGAGAGAUUGUACGAUCUCGGGCCGAACGAGAUCGGCGAGCUGAUCCGCGUGCCGAAGCUCGGCAAGACCAUACACAAGUACGUGCACCAGUUCCCGAAGCUGGGCCUGUCGACGCACAUUCAACCGAUCACCCGCUCCACCCUGCGCGUCGUGUUGACCAUCACGCCGGACUUCCAGUGGGACGAGAAGGUGCACGGUAUGUCGGAGGCGUUCUGGAUCCUCGUCGAGGACGUGGACUCGGAAGUGAUACUGCACCACGAGUACUUCCUGCUGAAGGCCAAGUACGCGGCCGACGAGCACGUGAUCAAGUUCUUCGUGCCGGUGUUCGAGCCGCUGCCGCCGCAAUACUUCCUGCGCGUCGUCUCCGACCGAUGGAUCGGCGCGGAAACGCAGCUGCCGGUGAGCUUCCGGCAUUUGAUACUGCCGGAGAAGAAUCUACCGCCCACGGAACUGCUGGAUCUGCAGGCACUGCCAAUCACGGCGCUGCGCAACGCCAAGUUCGAGAACAUCUACGCCGAGUUCCCGCAGUUCAACCCGAUACAAACGCAGGUGUUCAACGCGGUGUACAAUUCUGACGAUAAUGUGUUCGUCGGCGCGCCCACGGGUUCCGGUAAGACGACGAUCGCGGAGUUCGCGGUGCUACGAUUGCUCACGCAGAACUCGGAAGGCCGAUGUGUCUAUAUGGUGAGCAAGGAAGCUCUGGCCGAACUAGUUUACGCCGAUUGGGCGAUGAAAUUCGGUCAGCAACUCGCAAGAAAGGUCGUACUUCUGACUGGCGAGACGGGAACGGAUCUGAAGCUGCUGGUCAAGGGACAGAUAAUUAUCACGACGGCGGACAAGUGGGACGUGUUGUCGCGCAGAUGGAAGCAGCGGAAGAACGUGCAGAACAUUCAACUGUUUAUCGUCGACGAGUUACAACUGAUCGGCGGCGAGGAGGGCCCGGUGCUGGAAGUCGCGUGCUCGCGUGCACGUUACAUCUCCUCGCAGCUCGACAAACCCACCCGGAUAAUAGCGUUGUCGGCCUCGUUAGCCGAUGCCAAAGAUGCCGCGCAGUGGCUAGGCGCGCCGGCCGCGGCGACCUUCAACUUUCAUCCGUCCGUGCGACCGGUGCCGUUGGAGCUGCACGUGCAAGGUAUAAACGUGACGCACAACGCGUCGAGACUGGCCGCCAUGGCGAAACCGGUGUACAACGCGAUCCUGCGGCACGCCGCGCACAAACCGGUGAUCGUGUUCGUGCCUACGCGCCGGCAAGCGCGACUGACGGCUAUCGAUCUGCUGACGUUCACGGCAGCCGAAGGUCAACCGUCGAGAUUCUUCCACGCGGAAGAAGCUGACAUCAAGCCGUUCCUCGACCGAAUGGUGGACAAGACGCUGAAGGAAACCUUGUCGCAGGGUGUGGCGUAUCUUCACGAGGGUUUGUCGGCGGACGAUCGUCGCUUGGUCGAGCAGCUAUUCGACAGCGGCGCGGUUCAGGUCGCGGUCGCCACGAGGGACCUCUGCUGGGGCUUAUCCAUCAAUUCUCAUCUCGUGGUUGUCAUGGACACACAGUGCUACAACGGUAAGACGCACGCCUACGAAGAUUACCCGAUUACGGACGUUUUGCAGAUGGUGGCGCGGGCGAAUCGUCCACUGGAAGACGAGGACGCGAAAUGCGUGCUCUUGUGUCAAAGUUCGAAGAAGGACUUCUUCAAGAAGUUCCUGAACGAGCCGCUGCCGGUGGAAAGCCACCUGGAUCGCCGAUUGCACGAUCAUUUCAACGCGGAAAUUGUGACAAAAACGAUUGAAAACAAGCAGGACGCCGUGGAUUAUCUCACGUGGACCUUCCUGUACCGGCGGCUCACCCAGAAUCCCAAUUAUUAUGGCUUGCAAGGCGUAACGCAUCGGCAUCUCUCGGACCACUUGUCCGAGCUGGUCGAAAGCACGCUGACCGACCUGGAGCAGGCCAAAUGCGUCGCCGUUGAGGACGAGAUGGAUACUUUGCCGCUCAAUCUGGGAAUGAUCGCCGCCUAUUACUAUAUCAAUUACGCCACUAUCGAGCUGUUCAGCUUGUCUCUCAAUAACAAGACGAAAAUCAGAGGCUUGCUAGAGAUUAUUUCAGCGGCAGCCGAGUACGAGAGCGUGCCGGUACGACAGAGAGAGGAAAAUCUGCUGAGAAGUCUGGCCGCGCGUUUACCGCACGCGCCGCAAGCCACCAGAAUGGCCGAUCCUCAUGUGAAGGCGCAGCUUCUGCUGCAGGCUCACUUGUCGAGGAUACAGCUGGGCCCGGAACUGCAAAAGGACACCGAGCUUGUUCUAGGCAAGGCCGUGAGACUGAUACAAGCGUGCGUCGAUGUGCUGAGCUCGUCCGGAUGGCUCGCGCCCGCCGUCGCCGCGAUGGAACUCGCACAGAUGGUGACGCAGGCAAUGUGGUCCAAGGAUUCUUAUCUGAAGCAACUGCCGCACUUCACGGCGGAGACCAUCAAGCGCUGCACCGACAAAGGCGUGGAAACUGUGUUCGAUGUGAUGGAGCUUGAGGACGACGACCGGAAUCGGCUGCUGCAGCUCACAGACGCACAGAUGGCAGACGUCGCCAAGUUCUGCAAUCGCUAUCCUAACAUUGAGAUGUCGUACGAGGUGCAGGACAAGGACAAACUGCACAGCGGCGGCACGGUGAAUGUGAUCGUGCAGCUGGAGCGGGAGGACGAGGUCACCGGACCUGUGGUCGCGCCGUUCUUCCCGCAAAAACGCGAGGAAGGUUGGUGGGUGGUGAUCGGUGAUCCGAAGAGUAACUCGCUGCUAUCCAUCAAACGGCUGACGUUGCAACAGAAGGCAAAGAUUAAGCUGGACUUUGUCGCUCCGGCGCCCGGCCAGCAUUCCUACACGUUGUACUUCAUGAGCGACGCUUAUCUGGGCUGUGAUCAGGAGUACAAGUUCACCAUUAACGUCGGAGAGUACGAAUCAGACGCCAGCUCUGGUUCCGAUUCUGAUUGAAAAAAAAGGUCGUCUUUAAAUGAAUACAUUUUAUACUUCUACUAUUUUCUUGUACAGCAUUUAUUUGUAUCAAAUCUCGCGAUUCUUUAUUAUCCACUCAAUCUAAAUUCUUAUUUGUUAGUAUUAUUUAGACGAGUAGUGAUUAAGAAAAACUAAACCAUCUUACGAUUUUAUAUCGCUCGAGCGGCGAUUAAUCAAUAAACAGUCAACGCAUCGGCGCGAUAGUUAGUGUUAAAUAAUUAAAAAUAAAGUUUAUAUUUAUGCAAAUAAGUGUACAAAAAGCGAAAUAAUAUUUUAUUUCUCAAUAUAUAUUCCUAUCUUGAUAUAACAUUUUUUUUGCAAUGUGUAGAAUAAAAUGUAAUUGUCAAGCCUAGCAUUCUCAGUUUUAAAUUGCCAACAAUUUCUCUUGUUUCGGCUUACCUUUCCCAAUGAGAUGUAAUUAUUAAAUGCUUAUUAUGUUAUUAUUUGCAUUAAAAAAAUAAAAUUCAAAAUACUUCA
Molecule: messenger RNA, 6916 nt
Organism: Linepithema humile (Argentine ant)
Lineage: Eukaryota; Metazoa; Arthropoda; Insecta; Hymenoptera; Formicidae
Gene: l(3)72Ab
Product: U5 small nuclear ribonucleoprotein l(3)72Ab
Molecular function (GO): ATP hydrolysis activity; ATP binding; nucleic acid binding
Source: RefSeq, a predicted model, not a curated record